Messenger RNA from Fusarium oxysporum Fo47, 1590 nucleotides. RefSeq lists its product as uncharacterized. NCBI's taxonomy places the organism in Eukaryota, Fungi, Ascomycota, Sordariomycetes, Hypocreales, Nectriaceae. Bases 354 to 1493 code for a protein of 379 amino acids. The transcript is spliced from 4 exons. The record is from RefSeq and is a predicted model, not a curated record.
CAAUGACACUCCGGUAAGCAUACCCGCCGAGAAGCUGAUGGUGUAGACAACGAGUCAGUUGUUCUGGAAGCCAAGCCCAGUCCCCUUCUACCCCAGAGCCUCAGCCAACGCCUUUCUCUCCCCGGAUUAGACCCAUCCAGAUAAGCGUCAAGGAUCCUCACGGCCAAGGCCUCCCGAGGCCACCAUGUGGAAAAGGACAUCCUUCAAAUGCAGAUCACUCCCACGGACAUCCGUGCCUGGCGUGUGUGUACUCCUGCACCUUGCGUUGCUUUUCUUAACUUAACUAAAACAAAAGUUCGUCCAGAGUUCUUUAGUUUUGACAAGCCUGCGGGAGCGCAGGAUCAUAGCCCGUCAUGAGCCUCAAGUCGGAUAUCAUCAGUGCCAUGGUCAUCACGUGGGUGUCGGCCUUGCUGGCGCUGAUUGCACGUAUCUUUGCGAGGCGCAUGACAAAGGUUCCCUGGUGGUAUGAUGACUACUUGUGUGUCGGUGCCUUUGUUGUUGGUAUUGGAUACAAUGUUGUGAUGAUAUACUGGGCCUUGACAUGGUACCUUGGCACAACUAUCCCCGACUCCGUCAGCGAUGAACGAUACGAAGAGAUCAACCUCAACGCACGACUGAUGCAGUUCCUCAUCUCCCUCACCUACUCAUACUCGAUCGGCCUCUCGAAACUCUCUAUCCUUCUCUUCUACUGGCGCAUCUUCAAACAGUCGGCUAUCCGAAUCCCAAUCCAGGUUAUGCUCGGUAUCAGCGGCGCUUGGCUCAUCCUUCGUACAUUCAUGGUCAUCUUCCACUGCAUACCAGUUCAAGCCUAUUGGGACAAGUCGAUUGAGAACGCUGUCUGCAAGAUCAACGACUCUCAAUUCUUCUUCGCGACAUGCCUUACUCACUUUAUUCUUGAUGUUGUCAUCUUGGCGCUGCCAGUGAUUGAAGUGUUUAAGUUGCGUCUUCGUCUGGGACAAAAGAUUGCCAUCACUGCCCUGUUUGCCCUUGGUUUCAUUGUUUGUCUUGCAUCCGUCUUUGUCAUCGUCACAGCCCUCCAAUAUGAUCCCGCAUCAAGACAAAUGCCCCGCGACGUCGCCACAAAUGACAUGUGGGGAGGUGUCGAGAUUAAUGUCGCCAUCGUCUCAGGGUGCUUCCCUCUUCUCCGUCCAAUCUUUACCAAGAUCCUUCCCAAGAGAUUCCUCAGCUCUGCUGGAAGCAGCCACCCCAUCAGCCGCACCACCCACGGUAUUCGUCUUACUACUAUCAACCGUACCAACAAGGACAAAGAAGAAGAUGAAACAAGCUCAACUCAUCAACUUGCCGAUCCUGAGCAAGGGAUCCCUGGUGACUUUGAGAUUAUCGAUGGCAAGGAGGGACCUCGGACUUUCAUCUCAAGUCGAACUACUGAGUCGCUCCAUUCGCGGGAGCAGGAUAUGGCGGGGAUCUAUGUGCGGAAUGACGUCGUUCAGGAGGUUGAGGAGUCGAAUCAUACAUACGCGAUGAAGAGAUGAGAAUCAUCUCUUGCUAAUACUUUCUCUUGAAAUUAAUAUACCCAUAUACGUGUACACUUAGAUUUACAGAAACGUCAUUUCAUAUGCAACUCUGAUC